Dracunculus medinensis (Guinea worm) is the source of this 1782-nucleotide messenger RNA. The record is from the annotation of a GenBank genome assembly. Lineage: Eukaryota; Metazoa; Nematoda; Chromadorea; Rhabditida; Dracunculidae.
CAACAAAUUUCUUUCACGGGGAAUAGCUUAUCGCUUUUUCUCGAGAAACUUCGAAUAAUGAGAGAAAAUUUGCAAACAUUAAAGAAUGAUAUUUUAAAUUUAAAUUCCGAGUACAGUUCCAGAUGUGAAGCUGUUUUUCGCACUUUAACAAAAGGUUUUGGGAAAGGUUGGAGAAAUGAAGAUUCGGUACUUUAUGAAAAAUUUGUUCGUUUGUCUCAGAUUCAAGAGCGCUUAGAUCGUUCACGAGAAAUUUCUGUGUUUAUGAAUAGUAUAAAAGAAGUAAAACGGCUUAUGGAUUCUAAGGAACAUGAGACUUUAUUCGCUGAAUUAUCGAAAUUUUUGUGCAAUAAAUUUUCUUCUUUGGAACCAUAUGACGACUACAAUACGGAAGUGGAUAAAAUAUUAGGAGAAGUUCGUCAUUAUGUUUCAGUUUCACUUCAAACUUUUUUUGAUGCCAUUAAUUUCCCAUUUGAACGGGAUAUUGACCUUCGUUCAAUCGCAUCUACUAUAAGACAAAUUAUUAUCUUAAUAAAAUCUGCAUGUAUUAUCGAAUCAAAAAGCAAAAAUUUGAUCAUUAAUCGCGAAAAAGUGGUUAAUUUAUUAUUUACUCCACUGAAGAAGCGAUUUUAUUUUCAUUUUUAUUCUGGUCGCAAAACGGAUGAUGCCUCUAAGCCAGAGUGGUUUUUCACUCAAAUUCUCACUUGGAUUAAUGCAAAUAUGGAAUUUAUUGAAUGCAUUUCACAAGAAAUUUAUAUUGAAAAGGCAGUUUUAUUACAUCAAAAAGCUGUAGCGAACGAUUUUAUUGAUCAGCUUUUAAGCUUAAUUACCGGUAAAGUUCGGAUUACUUUAAAAAAAGUUACUGAUGAACGAUUGCUUUAUUCCCAUCUGAUUGACGAGGCUAUUGCCUUCGAAACAGAUUUACAUGGUAUUAUAUUAAUUUCCUUUCAUUGCAAAAUAAAAGAAAGCCCUUUGAUGAUUGGACGAGUCUUAUCGAUAUUCUGCGAGGAUUCUUAUAUCAACCAGUGGCUAUUACUUGAACAGGAUUGCUGCACUUCGGCCGUUGAAAAUUUACUCACAUGCCAGGAUAAGUGGAGAAAUCGCUAUAUGGAUUCAUCGGAUAUUGAUUUGGUUGACUACUCCAAAUUCAUAUUGCAAUUUUUUCCACUGAAUUUCCUUAUUUUUCGCUUUAUGACGCAUAAAAUUUCACAUAAAAUUUCUGUAAACCUCUAUCGAGUUUCUGAAUGCACGGACCAAUUUAUUUUAUUACUUGAAUAUUUAACUGCUCGUUAUCGUUGGAUUGAAUCUGUUAAACUACAAACAAGAUUUUUAGAACUCCAGGUUGUUAUUGUUUAUAUGAUAUUGCUCCUUGAUGACUUUCGACUACGUUUGGUCCAGAUUUUGCAAGAGCUUACUUCUCCUUGGGAAGAACCAUUCAUUCAAAUUUUAAAUUCAUUGUACAUUGCUUAUACAUUGGAUAUGUGGAAUGAUGUGGAUGUUUUUAUUCGCAUUCAGACAAAAGGAAAACAUAUCUACGGUCGUGGUGUUUUUGAUGAAGUGGCUCAUAUGUAUAAACAUCUAUGGCAGCAACGUUGCAAUGAUAUGGCUUGCGCUUUUUAUCAGCAAACUAAAGCUCAGCUUGGUCGUUAUGAAAAAUUGAAUUGGUUAGAUAUAAAUAUUUUUAACAACAAGAAUAUUUUUUCUGUUUUAAAAAGUUUAGGAAUUAGCUUGCUUGACAGUGAGGGUGUUCUUCUUCUUCUAACAGCUCUCACCAUUACUGGUUAG